AUGGAGGCCGCGAGCCGGCCGGGCCGGCGCUCGCGCGCGCAGCGGGACCGCGGCCGGCGCCGGGAGAGCGCCCGCGCGCACAGCCCGUCCUCGGGCGACGAGCCGGAGCCGGGCCGUGGCAAGGAGAACGCGGGCCUGCGCGGCGCGCCCGCCCGCGCCGCCGCCCCCGCGCCCCGCGCCGCGCGCCCCCCGCGCCGCCGCCGCCGCGAGUCGAGCUCGCAGGAGGAGGAGGUCAUCGACGGCUUCGCCAUCGCCAGCUUCAGCACCCUGGAGGCCCUGGAGAAGGACAUGGCCCUGAAACCACAGGAGCGGAAGGAGAAGUGGGAACGGCGCUGCGUCAAGAAGCCGCGGGAGCAGGAGCACUGCCCGGCUACGGAGCCACGCGAGAGCCAGCAGCCCCCCCAGCCGGGCAGCCCGGGGCAGGACGUGGAGCCUGCCUGCGAGGGGGGCACCAGGAAGGCCCCGCUGCAGCCGUCCAAGCAGGUGUGCUCCCCAGAAGGGGGGCCGCUCCCAGCCAACCCCUGGGACCAGAACGGCCCGGCCCAGCAGCAGCAGCAGCUCCAGCCCAGCCAAUCCAGCCAGCCCCAGGGGUCCCUCCCAGCCCCCUGUCAGCGCUGCCAGCCCCGUCGGGCUCUCCCGGACCCCAGGCAGCCCUGCCAGUCCCAGCGGUCACUCCCGGGUCAGCGCAGCUGGCCCCAGCAAUCAUUUCCGGGCCCGAGACACCCCUGCCAACCCCGGCGGUCACUUCUGGGCCCUGGUCAGCACCGCUGGCCCCAGCGGCUGCUUCAUGCCCCAGAUCAGCUCUGCAGGCCCCAGCGGUCACACCCAGUUCAGCCAUGCAGGACACAUUGGGCAUUCCCAGGCCCCAGGCAGCGCUGCCGGCCCCUGCGGUCCCUGCUGACCCCUUGUCACCGCUGCCGGCCACUGAGGUCCCUGCUGACCCCCUGUCACCGCUGCCGGCCGCUGAGGUCCCUGCUGACCCCCUGUCACCGCUGCCGGCCCCUGAGGUCCCUGCUGACCCCGUGUCACCGCUGCCGGUCCCUGCGGUCCUUCCUGACCCCGUAUCUCCAUGGCCAGCCCUGUAGGGCUUCCUCUGGACAGUGUUGCCCGCCGCGUCGGUCCCUUCUAGCCCAAUGCCAGUGGUGCCAGCCCCCGCGGUCACUUCUCACCUUGCGCCCACGCCGCCGGCCACCUGGCUCCCUCUCAGGCCAGUGCUGCUGCCCUUGGUGGGCAUUCAUAGCCCCCCGUCCACAUGGCCAUCCCCGCAGGGCUCUCCUGGGACAUCCCAGCCGCCCCCGGAGGUCAUUGCUAGGCCUCAGUCAGCCAUUAGUUGAGGCUCCAGAGCAGCCCAGUCCACCCAAACCUUCACUGAUGGGCCCAGGACAGUCGGGCCAACAGACACGGCCACUCAUGGGCCCAGAACAGCCCCACCCACCCAAGCGGCCACUCAUGGGUCCAGAACAGCCCUGCCAGCCCCUCCGAUCCCUCAUGGGCCCCUGUCAGUCCUGCAAACCCCAGCCGCUGCUUCCCAUCCCCGAACGCCCUUCGCUCCUGGGGCAGCCAGGCCCACCCCGCCGACCUCUCCUGAGGCCCCUGUGCCAGCCGCGGAGGUCCCUCUUGGAUCUGGUGCCGGCCCGGCAGCCCCAGCCCUCGCUCCUGGGCCAUCCCUGCCAGCCCCUCAGGGCACGGUGGCCACGGUCCUGUGCCCCAGGGGCGGCCCGGCAGGCCCCGUCUGUGAGCCCUGGAGCCUGAGUCCCCAGCUCUGCGUCCGAGGGCCUGAGACACUUGGCUGCGCUGGCCUGAGCCCUUCUCCAGACAGGCCCCAGCUGCUUGCUGUUGGACACUGAGCUUGGCCAGAGGCAGGAGGGCUGUGAUCAGGCCGAGGCCAAGCCAAGAGAGAUGACUCCAUGCUUCCUGCCACGUGCCAUGCCCUCCCCUGCGGUGUCACAGUGCCCCGUGGGUGUCACUUCGUGGCAGACGUGCCCCAGGAGGGGCUCAGAGCUUGCGGGGGCCCCUCAGCGUCCUUCUGUGCCUCUGAAUUGCCAGCACAGGCUGCAUCUGUCUCCAUGCACGCGUGCAGGUGUGUGUGCAUGUGUGCGUGGGCACAUGGGCCUGUGUGGUUUUUGAGGGGGGGGUGCCGGCCACAGCCUUGCCACACCCCACUGACCCACGUGCAUUCCUGCCCCCAGGCAGAAUAGCCUCGUGAAUCCGGCCAGAUGGGAUUCCACCGCCAGGCUUCCUGUUCCAGCCCUGCCCUCUCAGGCCAUGGGAUGACGCUGGUGUCCCCUUGAGGGUCUGCGGGCUUAGGAGGGACACAGUCAGGCCAUCUGGUGUGACCUGGAUGUUGCCACCCACUUCUCAGGAUUUGCUGUCUCCACUUGGGGGCUCCCCUUGAAAGGCAGCUGUUGGCGUCUCCACACGGGAGAGCCUCAGGGUGCAGGGCUCCAGGGCCGUGCUGGGAAAGCCCUGUCACACACCCCUCCCGGCUCCUGUCCCGCAGGGCUGUCUGAGUCUCCAUCCGCUGCCCUCUCUGUCUCCAGACCUCCGAGAGUCUGGGGCCUGUUGGCAGCCUUCAGCCCUGCAGAGGCAACCAUUUCCAGAGAGCAGCGUUGGUCGCCUGGGGUCCCUGGCUAGGCACUGCUCGGAGCUGCAUGUGCGUGGACUCCAGGGCACACGGUCACCUCUCGUGUUUCCAGGCCAUCUGCUGACCCCAAGCACCCCUACUCAAGAGGCCCCUCCCUGGGUCCUGCAGAGGCUCUGGGGUGAGGGCCCUUGACCCCUGCAGCUUGAUGUCCCCUUGCCCAGCCAGGGCAGCCCUGAGCCCCCCACCCUCCCUGAGGCAAGCCCCUCUUUCUGGUGCUUACCUAAGGCCUCUAUCUUGGAAAUGUGGGGCAUAUUUUUCUGAUUAAAGGAAAUAAAA
Messenger RNA from Lepus europaeus (European hare), 2920 nucleotides. It is a transcript of the gene FBRSL1, whose product is annotated as fibrosin like 1. The record is from RefSeq and is a predicted model, not a curated record. Lineage: Eukaryota; Metazoa; Chordata; Mammalia; Lagomorpha; Leporidae. The coding region runs from base 1 to 1752 and encodes 583 amino acids. The transcript is spliced from 3 exons.